UUGACGGUGACGGUUAGUUGAGCAAAGUCCUCCGUAUUGUGAAGACGUAGUCGUGAAACAUUCGAACUUUGAUUUUGAGACCGUCAAAACUCGAAUAAAGAAAAACAAUACGCUCGUAUAUUUCGGUGGUUGUUGAAAUUUAUCUCCGCGUUAAAACGUGAUUAUUACGAUUACAUAUUAUUGUAUAUUUUAAUAAAUAUGGCCGGAAACCGAGCUACCAAGUCUGGAUUCGCCGCCGAGGCACAGCGCAAGAUUAACAGCAAGUACAGCGAAAAACUCGCUGAGGAAUGUUUGGGAUGGAUACAAACGAUAACGGGUGAGAACAUUAAUACGAGCGGAGACAUGGACAAUUUCUAUGAACUACUCAAAGAUGGCACUCUACUCUGCAGGCUCGUAAACCUUAUCAAGGAAGGAUCGGUCAAGAAGAUCAACCAAUCGACGUUAACCUUCAAAUGUAUGGAAAACAUAAACGCGUUUUUAGAAGCAGCCAGAGCCCUCGGUGUACCGCCACAAGAAACAUUCCAAACGGUUGAUCUUUGGGAACGACAAAAUCUCAACUCCGUCGUCAUUUGUUUGCAAUCGCUUGGAAGGAAAGCCAACAAUUAUGGUAAACCGAGCAUCGGACCCAAAGAGGCCGACAAAAACGUACGUAACUUCACGGAAGAGCAGCUGAGAGCCGGACAAGGUGUGAUCAGUUUACAGUACGGUAGCAACAAGGGUGCCAACCAAAGUGGCAUCAAUUUCGGCAACACGCGACACAUGUAAACAAAUGAAAAUCUCCCGAUUUAAUUGUUUCAAACGCUUUACAAAAUCUUUUCAAAUCGACCUAUUUUUUGCGUUUCCCUAUUCUUCAUCUUUUUCUUUUUUUUUAAUCAUAUAUCCUCGUAAUUAUUUCAUUACUUUAUUUACGACGCGACGAUGAUGAGAAAAAAAUGGUUAAUUAUCGAUGUGGAAGAUUUUAAUACUUUCUAUAUUAUAAUGGGGCGUUAAUUACUCAACGUGAGAGCCGUCGAGCGAGCUUUUUAAAACAGACGUCAACGACUGAGUUAUGAAAGAGAGUUAAGCACAUUCAAUUAUUCCAAAACCAUUUCCCUUUUUUUGAACAGAGAAUUUGCUGCUUCAAGCUUUUCGUUGUCAGUUUUUUGAUUCUCAAUACUAUCGUAAUUACAGUAAUGUCCACCAACAUUCCAACACAAGAUCAGAAAUCUCACAGCACAGAAAACUCAUUCUUGCAGUGGCCUCGUCCAAGCCUUUUGCACUGCUUUUUCCAUCUCCAACCCCACACUCUUUCAAGUAUUUUCUAGCUCCGACUUGGAAAGAGUUUAUCGAAUACCGCAUUCCUUUUCUGACACAGAAGUUACAGCUGAAAGUACUGCUUCGAGUCGGACUUUUUGAAGCAAACUUGCACAUUUGAGUUACUAAUUUUUGAAAUGAUUUUUUAUGCUGACCUUUGAUCGUCAGUCUAGCCACUUGUCUUCCCUCUUUGAAAAAUUCGUUUAUAACUCAUACUUAUUUAUUGAAACUUCACAGUUACACUUUGAAGUGCUCAGCUCUGUAUGAAGGGUCCACAUGAAUUUAGUUAAUGAUGUAACUAAAUAAUUUAUAACAAAAUAAUUGUCAAUUCCAAGGAUUCAAGUUUUUGAAUGAAGAGGCCAAAUUUUGUGUAGUUAUAAAAAAUCAUGAAUCGCUGAUCGUUCAAUAAAAGCAUUCCAAACAGAAUUCUAUAACGAUCUUUUUGUUUCCAUGUAAAAAAACAAUCAAUAUCUAUACUUUUUUUUCUUACUUUGUUUUUAAAAUGAUUUUCUUACGGGAUUAAGAGUGAAUCGAAAAAUCAAUCUGAAAAAUACGAGAAAUCAAUCAAAAUACCCAUAAAGUCGAUUUGUUUUUGGCCUUAUUACAACUUACGAAUAGAUUGUGAAGAAAUGUAUGAAUUUUUAAUUAUCUAUUGUAUUGCUUGAAGCUCUCAAAUCAUUUCGACAUUAAUUUUUUCCAUGAGAAAAAACAAAAGGAAAAUAAAACAUGUUGCACAUGUUACACUUAUAUUAUUUGUAUUAUUAAUAUUAUAAGACAACGAGUUAUACUAUAUCGAAUGUUUACAGUAUUUUGUACAAACAUUUUUUUGGUGGUUAUAAACAAAAACCCAAACUAAAAAUCCAGAUAUAUAAUACACACGUUUAUCCGCAAAUGUAUUGCAAAUAUCAUUGCGGUAAAUAAAGAAAUUGAAUUGAA
Molecule: messenger RNA, 2229 nt
Organism: Venturia canescens
Lineage: Eukaryota; Metazoa; Arthropoda; Insecta; Hymenoptera; Ichneumonidae
Gene: Chd64
Product: calponin 3
Exons: 3
Coding region: 199-765 (188 amino acids)
Biological process (GO): actin filament organization
Cellular component (GO): actin cytoskeleton
Molecular function (GO): actin filament binding
Source: RefSeq, a predicted model, not a curated record